AUGGUUGCGCAUAGAGAUGGUGAUCAUGGAACAUACCUUGAAAGCCGUGAUCUUAAAUACAGUUCCAAGGUGUUGAAAUUGUUGGCAAUAACCAAUGGGAAUCGGCGUUCGGUGGAGAUUCUAGUAUUUGUCGAGAACAGCGGGGAACAUGAUGGCGGGACAUUGUACAACGGUCCACCGAUUUUCUAUGAAGAGCCUCCGGGGCCUAACGUGACGCUUUCUGAUUUUGUCUUGUAUAAGCCGCUGGAAAAAUAUUUCUCCAUGUUACUGGAGGUUGAUGAUUUUGUUGCUCAGGAUUCCAAAAAUGAGGGCCACGGGCAAUCAGGCACAAAGACUGCUCCUUGGUUAAUGGCUAAAGAGCGGUUACAACAGUGGAAACACAAUCAUUGUGCAUUGGCAUAUUCUACAGUGGGGACAUUUUAUUAUUUGGCACCAAAGGUUUUGUUAAAGAAAGGGUAUAAGAUGGAGUGUGAUUGUACGAGAUGCUCAUAG
Molecule: messenger RNA, 492 nt
Organism: Striga asiatica
Lineage: Eukaryota; Viridiplantae; Streptophyta; Magnoliopsida; Lamiales; Orobanchaceae
Source: the annotation of a GenBank genome assembly